This is a messenger RNA of Cololabis saira (Pacific saury), 1599 nucleotides long. Its product is annotated as protein FAM200B-like. The transcript has 3 exons. NCBI's taxonomy places the organism in Eukaryota, Metazoa, Chordata, Actinopteri, Beloniformes, Belonidae. Bases 1 to 1599 code for a protein of 532 amino acids. The record is from RefSeq and is a predicted model, not a curated record.
AUGAAACCAUCGAAACUGAAGCGCCAUUUGGAUACUAAACAUCCUGCAUGGAAAGACAAGCCAGUGGAGUUUUUUCAAAGACAACUCCAGAAGCUGAGGACUUCACAGAAGUGUCUGACAGCGUCUUGCUCCAAACAAGAGGAAGCUCUCCGUGCCUCUUACCACGUAGCUCACCGUAUUGCCAAGGCAAAGAAACCCCACACAAUAGCCGAAGAGCUUAUUUUACCUGCAGCAAUGGAUAUGGUGAGAGAGGUGAUGGGUCAAUCAGCGGCCGACAAGCUGAAAACCAUACCGCUGUCCAAUGAUACUAUAGCUCGACGUAUUCAUGACAUGUCUGGUAAUAUUAAAGAACAGACCACAGCCCGCGUCCAAGCAAGCCCCUACUAUGCCCUGCAGAUGGACGAAUCCACCGAUGUAUCUAGCCAUGCUAUUUUGUUGGUUUAUGUGAGACACAUCUUGGAUGGUGAUUUGAAGGAACAGUUUCUCUGCAGCAGAGAUCUCCCUACCACUACAAAGGCAGAGGACAUUUUCAACAGUGUGGACUUGUAUUUGAGCUCAGUGGGCCUGAGCUGGGAAUACUGCGUGGGAAUCACAACUGAUGGCGCGGCUGCCAUGACCGGGAAACAUUCCGGUGUGGUGAAGCAAAUUCUGGACGGAGCACCGAAUGCGACGUGGAACCACUGCUUUUUGCACCGUGAAGCGCUGGCGGCCAAGGAUAUGGUGCCGGAGCUCGACGAGGCUUUGAAAGAUGUCAUCAAAGUUGUGAACCACAUAAAACGGAGUGCAAAAAACAGCCGCUGCUUCUCAAAGCUGUGUAAAGACUUGGGCUCCGAGCACAUGCAAGUGUUGUAUCACUCAGAAGUCCGCUGGCUAUCGCGGGGUACGGUGUUGUCACGUUUUUAUGAACUUAAAACAGAAAUCGCCACCUUCCUCUCAGAGAAUAACUCCCCAUAUGCUGAACUGUUUGACAACGAAAUCUGGCUGGCACGAGUUGCAUAUCUUGCUGAUGUGUUUGAGCACCUGAACGCAUUAAAUGUGUCUAUGCAAGGAAGAGGACACAAUAUUUUUGAACAGUCCGACAAAAUCGCUGCGUUCCGGAUAAAGAUCAAACUGUGGGUAAAUAAUUUAUCCAAAGACAGACUGGACAUGUUUCCCAGUGCUUGCCAUGAAGUACAGCAGCUGGACACUUCGGCCAAAAAUGACUUGAAAAAAACCCUCAGUGCGCAUCUUACUAAACUUCAAGCUCGGUUUGACAACUACUUCCCUGAGAAAUACAGAGAUAAUGAUGCUUGGAUACGCGACCCUUUCUGCAUCGACAUGGAAAGCAUCACGUUGCCGAGCAACGAAGAGCAUCAGCUGGUGGAGCUGUCAUGUGACCAGACGAUGAAAAAGAGAUUUGGCGAGGAAAUCAUCGUCAGGUUGACCGUUCAGUUGCACCAUCACCCUCAUGGCCUCAUAUCGACUUUCCAUCGGAUACAAGUGUUGUCCGAGGUACAAAUAGGCCAAAACGCCACCAAGGGCCCACAUAUCGAUGCCUUCAUCCAAGAUCUGCAGCUUGAAGGCGGGUCUGAACAACAUGAGCUGAACACUGAGAGCUGA